Messenger RNA from Mesitornis unicolor (brown roatelo), 1146 nucleotides. It is a transcript of the gene SLC35C1, whose product is annotated as solute carrier family 35 (GDP-fucose transporter), member C1. The transcript has 2 exons. Gene Ontology annotation, molecular function: antiporter activity. The annotation marks the transcript as partial. Gene Ontology annotation, cellular component: Golgi apparatus. The record is from RefSeq and is a predicted model, not a curated record. Gene Ontology annotation, biological process: GDP-fucose import into Golgi lumen; protein O-linked glycosylation via fucose. Lineage: Eukaryota; Metazoa; Chordata; Aves; Mesitornithiformes; Mesitornithidae.
CUGCUGGACAGCCCCUCGCUGCGCCUCGAUGCCCCCAUCUUCGUCACCUUCUUCCAGUGUGCCCUAACAGCCGCCCUCUGCCUGGGCCUCAGCCUAGGGGCGGCCUGUGGGCCCCCCUGCGCUGGCCUGCCCACCCUCCGCCUCGACCCCAAGGUGUCCCGCAGCGUCCUGCCCCUCUCGAUUGUCUUCAUCGGCAUGGUCACCUCCAACAACCUCUGCCUCAAGCACGUUGGCGUGGCCUUCUACAACGCGGGGCGCUCCCUCACCACCGUCUUCAAUGUGCUGCUCUCCUACCUGCUUCUCAAGCAGACCACUUCCCUCUACGCCCUCCUCGCCUGCGGAGUCAUCAUAGGUGGCUUCUGGCUGGGUGUUGACCAGGAAGGAGCAGAGGGCACUCUGUCAUGGACAGGUAUAUUCUUUGGGAUCUUAGCAAGCCUCUGUGUCUCACUCAAUGCCAUCUACACCAAGAAGGUGCUGCCUGUGGUGGAUGGUAGCAUCUGGCGCCUGACCUUCUACAACAACGUCAAUGCUUGUGUCUUGUUCUUCCCCCUCAUGCUGCUGCUGGGCGAGUUCCGCACCCUCUACCACUUCGACAAGCUGGGGAGCCCCAGUUUUUGGGGCAUGAUGAUCUUGGGAGGAGUGUUUGGCUUUGCCAUUGGCUAUGUGACCGGACUUCAGAUUAAGUUCACCAGCCCGCUCACCCACAACGUGUCUGGGACAGCCAAGGCCUGUGCCCAAACAGUGCUGGCCGUGAUCUACUUUGAAGAGACAAAGAGCUUGUUGUGGUGGACGAGUAACUUGAUGGUUCUGGGAGGCUCCUUUGCUUACACGUGGGUGAAAGGGCUGGAGAUGAGAAAAGUGCAAGAGGAUCCUAACGUCAAAAGCGGCGAAAGAAAUGAGACUGGUGUGUAGGCAGCCCCUGCACCUCCAUUUCUGUGCCUGGGCAUUUAACCUUUGGUGCUCCUUCCAUCCAGGGGAGAAGAGCAGCAAGGAGCAGGAAGAAAUUCACCUGCAAAGUGUAUGAGGAACUGUGUCAGGAACCAGAGCCAAAGACCUGACUGGAUCAUGUUUUAUCCGUGGGAUCUCACCCUGUAUCGGAGUUGGGGAGGGCAUGUGUUGUAGAGAGCAGUAAGGGUUUUUGUGAUU